Molecule: messenger RNA, 2591 nt
Organism: Leptidea sinapis
Lineage: Eukaryota; Metazoa; Arthropoda; Insecta; Lepidoptera; Pieridae
Product: juvenile hormone esterase-like
Exons: 4
Coding region: 255-1826 (523 amino acids)
Source: RefSeq, a predicted model, not a curated record
UUAAUAACUUAUUAGAAUUAGUUCUAUCUAACAAUAAUUUCUCUUCUUUCCAUAAUAUCGCAGAAAUCAUUCUAAAAUAUUAAUAAUUUAUAGUAUUUACCCGUCUAUACUCAGCUCAACCUAUCAGGUCCCAAUACAAUGUGCCCAAUCGCAAAAAAAUAUCAUCAUGAUUUAGCCAAUUAAGUUGAGAAUAAUUACGAGCAGACGCACACUGGAUAUUUGCUGGAAUCUUGAAUAGAAGUGAGCGAAAAACAAUGGUGGUGGUUGAAUUAGAACAAGGCAAGUUAAAAGGUGUUAUUUGUGAAAUAAAAAGUGGAAAAUACUGCGCGUUUAAGGGAAUUCCAUACGCGAAACCACCUAUCGGCGAUUUGAGAUUCAAGGCACCCGAACCUCCGGAGCCUUGGCAAGGAAUACGAGAUGCAUCAGAACACGGCCCGGUAUGCCCUCAAUACAACGAACGUCUCAACCGAUUUGAAACAGGCAGUGAAGAUUGUUUAUUUCUUAACGUUUACUCCAAAGCUAUAAAGCCUGCGCAUCCAUUACCUGUCAUGGUUUGGAUACAUGGUGGAGGAUUUUACACAGGCUCGGGAGACUCGGAUUUUUAUGGACCAGAUUUCUUUAUGGCACACGACGUUGUUCUUGUAACUUUUAAUUACAGAUUGGAAGUGCUCGGAUUCCUUUGCCUUGACAGCGAAGAAGUGCCUGGUAAUGCGGGCUUGAAAGAUCAAGUUGCAGUUUUGAAAUGGGUCAAGAAAAACAUUAGUUCCUUCGGAGGCAAUCCAAGUAAUGUAACUAUAUUUGGAACAAGUGCCGGCGGUGCAUCAGUAUCCUACCAUAUGAUAUCAGACAUGAGUGUAGGUCUUUUCGACAAAGCAAUCUGUCAAAGCGGUGUUUGUCUUAAUGAUUGGAGCUAUAAUUUAUAUGGUCGACAGCGUGCCUUUCAAUUAGGAGAAAUCUUGGGGAAAAAAACAGACAAUGUGACUGAGUUAUUAGAAUUUUUAAUGACAGUUCCAACUGAAUCUUUAGUCAACAUAAAAUUGCCAAAAUUGAACACCGUUCCAGCCGAUACUUCCGAUGCAUUGACAUUUGCACCGGUAAUAGAGAAUCCAUACCUGCAUGUUGAGAAAUUUAUUAGCGAUAUACCAGUAAAUUUAGUAAGAGAUGGUCGCUUGGCAAAAGUACCUCUUAUGUUAGGAUACAUGUCGGGUGAUGGUAUUGAAGUUGCGCGACACCUUCCAGAAACAUUAUCUUUAAAGCAAGGCUCAUUUAUUCCAAGAGAGUUAAAAAUGAGCAUGUCCUCUGAAAAACUAUUGGAUGUAGAUGAAAAAGUACGACAACAAUAUUUCGGUGGUAACAUUAUAAGUAGAAAUAUGAUAACAGAAGUUGUUCGUUUGGCUACUGAUGUAACAUUUGCCUAUAACACUAGAAGAUUAGCACGGUAUCACGUGAAAAAUACGUCAAUGCCGGUUUAUUUUUUCCAGUUUUCAGCAGAGUCUGAACGAAACUUUACAAAAAAACAGUAUAAUAUGACACACGCGGCCGGUGUAUGCCAUUCUGAUGAUCUACCUUAUUUAUUUAACAUUACUAAUCUGCAUGUACCACUUACCGAUGACUCCCAGCAGAUUGUAGAACAAAUUGUUACAUUAUGGGUCAAUUUUUCAUCGUUUGGGGACCCCACUGCGACAUUCAAAAACAUAAAAUGGAAGCCGUUCAAAGAGACUGAGAAAUAUUGUUUUGAUAUUGACAAAGAGCUCAAAUGCGUUCUAAAUUUGAAUGAAGACAAUAUGACGCUUUGGGACGAGAUCUAUAAGGAAAUUACUAUUUGAUACAAUUUUCUAUUGCUAGUGGCGUGGAGACUUCCGAAGGGUGCUAUUAUUACGUACGAAACUAGCUGACCAGUAAUGAUUUCGAAUUUAAGCGUUAGAUAUUUAUAAGAUAACGUAAUAUAAUAAAGAACUAAAUGAAUACAAAUUUUUCUUAAGGUAUCUCUUAGUGUAGGUACUACCUACCAAGUAUGAUGAUUGUUAAAAUACUUACACAUUUUUAUAUUAAUUAAAACUAUAGCCUGUAUCAAUCCUACAGAUAUAUUCUUAACGAGAAACUGGCGUAUGGGUCAUCUGUCGGUUACUGCUCAAAGCCGUCUAUAGGUACCUACUCACUCGCAAACACACUUCACAUGAGAGUUUUCGACCUUUUGUGCGCUUUUUCUAUAUAGACUGUAAGAUCUGGAAACAGGCGGAUGUUUGUCAACAGUUUGGUCUUAAGUGGAAUAAAGUUUUUUGAUGGUGGGGAUAAUAUUUUAGUUCACGACAUGUGGAGAGAGUGGACGUCAAGACGAAAUGGAGCGGUGCCACUACGCAACACCAGGAAAUCGCAGAGUAGGUACAGGAUCCUCGAUAAUUCGAGGAUGCCAGAAUAGAUUAGAGCAACACUCAAUAUUAUGUGGACAGAGGAUCAUUUAUUGCCUAUAGACUUGCAUCCUGUGCCACUAAAUAAAUUUAAAAAAAAUGUGAUCUGAAUCUAAUACUGGUGUUGGAUUUUUCUAAUAAAUUAAUAUUAAAAUCACCACAUGUUAUGAUAUACAUCUUAGA